Messenger RNA from Alternaria atra, 2589 nucleotides. RefSeq lists its product as uncharacterized. Bases 1 to 2589 code for a protein of 862 amino acids. Lineage: Eukaryota; Fungi; Ascomycota; Dothideomycetes; Pleosporales; Pleosporaceae. The record is from RefSeq and is a predicted model, not a curated record. The transcript is spliced from 4 exons.
AUGGGUCGAACUAACAUCGUCGACACCGACGAAGUCGCGUGUGCGAUGGCUUUGGCCUCACAAGGCAAGGGCAAAGGCAGGGGUAAACAAAAGGCGGCUCAAGCCCGCACAGGCAGUCCCCCAAAGCCGAAGAAGCCCAACAGUGUACCAACGACAAGAGUGAAGACAAGGGCUACUGGAAGCGCGACAUCGACGACUCCUCCCACUCCGGUGCAGGCUUCCGAAUCUAGGUUUUACGAGGCGAACGGCUUGAAGAUUCCUCUUUAUAACCAAGACGGCCUAGGCAACAGGAAGAGGCAGUACGCUCGCUUGUCUAAGACUUUGCUCAAGAACAACAUAGACCAGCUACUUGACAUCGUGGAGCAGUACGCAGGCGCAGACAGGAGGCAAGAGCUAAAGAACAAGGGACUAUCAAAGUCAAGGCUUGCGAACUGGAUCGAAGAGAAGGAAACACUUGCUCUUGGACGCAACCCAAAGUCGACUUUGGCUAUUGCAGUUGAUGACGAGGAAGAAGCUGAGUCAAUUGAGGAGGCCGCUUCCUUCUCAACGCCCGCUGCCCUGACAUCUUCCGGGACAAAGACCAAGAAGAAUACCGCUACGAGUUCCACCUCCAACGACCAAGAAGAAGAGUCGCGGAUUGUUGCCAGAAAUAAUGGUACAUGCGAUCAGCCUAGUGAUCGGAAGAGAAGCGCGCCUGGUAGGCCACCGGACGGUCAACCACUGACGAAGCUCCAGAAGUCUGACCUACCAGAAAACUCGAUUGCUACAAGUACUGGACAUUCGGCUAAGGUUGCUUCUAUAGACAAGUCAGUUGACGACGUUAUACCAACGCCUCCGCAAACGGGCGAGCAAACAGCCGUAUAUAGCGACAGAGAUCACGAUGUAAAUCACCAAAACGCAUUCUUCCGCAGCACUGGAAUGCAUCCUUCUGAUCCCGACCGCUCUUCGCUGGUUGUUCGAGGUCAUGGUGAGGAUCGCGUGCUUACCGCUACCUCUCGCCAGACUUUCCGUAGGGUCGUGACAUACCUCUUUGAGACUACCAUUCCACGUGAUGCUACCGAUCCUCCUGAGUCACCUUCCGUCCCGUACCUGAAGAAAGGAGUACACGGCCGCCGCGGCGACUUCCAAGCCGACGAGGACCAACGCACGGGCCUAGGCCAUCAGAUCCAACCGAGAGACCAGCUCAAGUGGGACGAGUUCAAAGCCUUCCAUUCUAUGCUCUAUGAGCAGUUUCCUUAUUAUCCGCAUUUGGUUAAAGGGGUAUCAGUUGACUCCGAGACGAAGUAUGCUUGGGACCAAUGGCAGCGGUGGUAUGCCGAAUUCGGAGACAAGUACCCGGAUAUGCCGUCGCUCACCUUUGGCCUUGUGGCUGCAAGAAGAGCAGUUGCGGGUGGUUUAGGGGGUCUUACCUCACCCGCUAACCUCACCCGCGGCGCCUCACGGAUGAUAAGGAAACCGGCACUGACUGCAAAUGCCGGAGCCGCUACACUUUGGUACUCCAGUAAUACAAUCCGCCAUCAUGAACACUGCGCUUUACCAGACUUGGACUACUGCGAUUCCAUACUCGCAUAUAUACCCUUCUCAAAGGAUACUCCUCCCAGUCUCAUCACAUCUUCUCUACAAACAGCGAUUACCAAGUUCUCAAAGCAAAUACUGAACAACUCGCCAAAAUACCAAAAUUACGACAUCAGCAAAGCUAUAACGAUGUCCACUCAAUCAAAGCAAAGUCUGAACGCUUUGUGCGCAGACGCAGCCAUGAAGCGCUUAAACCAACGUCUAAACGCCUUGUGCGCAGACGAAACACAUACCGUCAGCUCAACUAUGACGACGGCAAACUCACUCAAACGCAUUUCCGAAGAAACGGAAGCAGAACCCAUAAGCAUGCGUUUGAACAUCUUCACAACAGGCAAAAAGCCAUGUCUAUCGCCAGUAGGCGCAAGAACCAACACUCAUAUGAGUACCGGCGGCGACCACGUGAGCUUGCUCACGCCGCCCGAAACACCGCCGGUCUCAACCGUGCGUACUAUGCAUCUCAGGCUCGACAUACCGCAGCAAGUGGUCUCUAACGAAGAGUCUGAGAAGCUCAAGUUGCGAGAAGCAGCCCCAGAGAAAUGCGAGCCCAAACUCAAAAGGCCAUUUCCGAGGAAAAGGCAGAUGAAAGUAGCGUCCGACAUUAAGCACAUGAAGCAUUACACCACAAAUGAGACUUCGGUGCUAUCAGAGUCGGGUUUCAUCAAACCUCAUAUCAACAAAUCUGCUCGGGUCGACAAGUUACUCAGAGUCUUCCCGUAUCUCUCAACUACGAACACCAAGAGACCGAGAUAUAGAACACAAGCCGAGCGCGACGAGGCGAGGAACCGUGCACGACUCCUAGAGGAUAACAAGAAGAUCACGAACAGCGAUUACGCCAAGAGACUAGCAUGGGAAGCCUUCUCCUCACGAGAAAAGGGCCGCAUAGACCGGGGACGCGAGGCGAUGCUGGUAUCAGCCCUUGAGAAGGACGACCUUGCGAACGAGAAAUUGGGCGUACCCAACGACUUGCCAGAGUGGAGGAAGACUAAGACUAGCCGAUUCGCUAAAUCUGGAUGA